AUGCUCAUCGCCGUUGUGUUGGACGUCGAGCACAAGGAAGGCGAGGACAACCUCCUGUACGUGAGCACCAAGUCGGACUGUCACGCGCUCUUGUCGCUGCGCGGCGUCGUGGCUGCCGCUGCUGGCGCGGUGCGGACGCUCUUUCGAGAGCGCAUCCAAAGCUGCACGUUUGCGCCGGGUGUGGGCGCCGCCUAUAUCGACGACGGCGAUCUCCUCUUCGUCCUCUUGCAAGACGGAGGUGAUGGUUCGACCAUGUGGCUACAAGCAUGUGCGAGCGACUGCUACGAGUUUCUUCAGAGCGCGUUCGGCCCGCCUGGCGUCAAGUGCUGCGACUGGAAGACGCAGUCGGCAGCCGUCGACGACGUUGUCGCUCAGUGGUUUGCCGCCGUCGCGCACGAGCCGAGCAUGGUCUGGCGAGCACUGUUUCCGAUGUCGACGCCGGCGCGCCGGCCGCCGUGGCGAAUCCUCAUGGAGAUGCACGGACCGCAGUACCUCAACAUUGCCGAACUGCCUAGCCGCGGGCGUCCGAUCGGCGUCCUUCUCUGCUAUGCGCAGCAGGUUGUGCUCUCGACCUUUGGCGCUGCCACCACACGUCUUCUCCAUCAAUGGGCUCUCUUUUACGGGAACGCGGGAGCUUGUCAUGUCCUGCAUAUCAAUUUGCUGGACGAAGUCGCACACGAAGUCAUUGGUCGCUUGCUCACGCUGCUCCGUCAUGGCGCAUGGGCGCUGCUGGUGCUCGACUCGAUCGCCGACGACCCUCCUUCAUCCGACUUGGAUCUACUCCCGCGACUCGAGGCGGCCUUUGGGCACCAGCUCGCGUCAGAGGCGCCACUUGUCGUCUUGCCACCGCCGCACACGGACGCGUACCUCCAUGUGCUGCGUUGGAGCAAAGUGCAUCAUUGCUUUUACGAGCAAGCGCCAACGAAGCCUUGCGCAUUGCUGGACGACGAGCGCCGCGCCGCGUUGACGCGUUGCAUCGAGGGCAUGCAGGCGCGGUAUGCAGCGUCCGAAAUGGCCCAUCGCACCUGCACGUCUCCGUUCAUCGAGCAUCCGGAAGCCCCGAUUGCGGACGACACGACGUGGAUGCUGCACGUCGCUGUGCCCAGGAGCGACGAUGGUGAAGACAUGGGCGGCAGCGGGUACGACCGCGGCCUCUUUCCCCCGAGCAAUUCGCUCUACCGCCCGAGCCAAGUGCUGUCACAGCGCCUGUCGACCCAGGCGCGUCAAGUGCGCGUCGGUUCGUCGCACAUGCUGUGGGUGCGCGCCUAUCACAUGGCCGCACGGGAUGUCUACGUGUGCUACGACGCGUCGACGCCGCACCACGUUUUCGAGACCGCACUCCAAAACGCGGUACUGGAUUGA
Messenger RNA from Saprolegnia parasitica CBS 223.65, 1362 nucleotides. RefSeq lists its product as hypothetical. The transcript has 10 exons. The coding region runs from base 1 to 1362 and encodes 453 amino acids. NCBI's taxonomy places the organism in Eukaryota, Oomycota, Saprolegniomycetes, Saprolegniales, Saprolegniaceae. The record is from RefSeq and is a predicted model, not a curated record.